This is a messenger RNA of Pseudocercospora fijiensis CIRAD86, 909 nucleotides long. RefSeq lists its product as uncharacterized. Gene Ontology annotation, molecular function: feruloyl esterase activity. The transcript is spliced from 4 exons. The coding region runs from base 1 to 909 and encodes 302 amino acids. Lineage: Eukaryota; Fungi; Ascomycota; Dothideomycetes; Mycosphaerellales; Mycosphaerellaceae. The record is from RefSeq and is a predicted model, not a curated record.
AUGCAUUUCCACAACAUCGCUACAUUGCUCAUUGGACUCGUUAGCAGUACUACCGCAUUCACUCCCUCCCCAGGCUGCGGCAAAGCUCUUGGUGCUGGUCGCUCUCGCUCUUAUCUGCUGCACAUUCCAACGAAUUACAACAUCAACCAGGCUCGAGGCCUGAUUUUCAGCUUCCAUGGGCGCGGAGGAAGCUCAGCGAAACAAGAGGGAUUGAGUGGCUUCUCAGACCCUUACUUUAAUAAGGACAAUCUCGCAGUCUACCCUCAGGGUAUCAGCGCUCAGUGGCAGGGAGAUCCGGCGGCUGACACCUCAAUCAACGACGUUCAAUUCACGCUUGAUAUGAUCACUGCUAUCUCGAAUCAGUACUGCAUCAAUACUGAUGCCAUCUACUCGACCGGAAAGUCGAAUGGCGGUGGCUUUAGUUUGAAUGUUUUGGCUUGUGAUAACACUGCAAGCAAAAAGAUCGCUGCGUUUGCAAGCAAUAGCGGAGCGUACUACCAGACAUUGCAGUCGACGGGCUGUCGUCCGGACACUGUCGCAAUUCCGUGCAACCCAGGUCGUCAAGUUCCAAUCCUAGAAAUCCACGGCAGCGCUGAUGAUGUCAUUGCAUUCUAUGGCGGCGAGCGUCGUGGUAGAUGCCUUCCUUCCGUGAAUCACUUCAUCAUGAACUGGGCAUAUAUCAAUGGUCUUGGCACUACCAAUAUUACGACCAAGCCCUACGAUACUAGUGUCCACAAGCACGAAUUCGGCGACGCUGUCGGCAAGAGAGGCCUUGUGACCAACUAUUGGGUAUACAACCUGGGUCACUCUUGGGCAAGCACAGUGCCGAAUUCCGACUCGAGCACUCCCACGUUCUUCAAUGCUACGACUGAAAUGAUGAACUGGUUCAAUAAGUACACGUUGGCAUAG